Molecule: messenger RNA, 2647 nt
Organism: Cuscuta campestris
Lineage: Eukaryota; Viridiplantae; Streptophyta; Magnoliopsida; Solanales; Convolvulaceae
Source: the annotation of a GenBank genome assembly
AUAGCAUAAUGCUCUAAACGAAUUCCUCCAAUCCGCAGGUGGCCACCCCUACAUAAGAAAUGCAAUCCAAGAUAGGGUUUCUCUUGGCAUACACCCGAAGAUGUUCGUCCUCACGGUUCUCCCACAUCUUGUCGUACUCUGCUAGCCACGAAUUCCGAUCAGUUGGUUCACGUACCUGCCGGCGUGCUUUACUUUCAGGCAAAGAUGUGAAUUUAUGCCGUUCCCACUAUGGCGUGUCCUGGCAUUGGGAACGCCGGUUUUGUAGCUACGCAGUCGAGCAGUUCUCGGAUGAUGAAUACGAAUGCGACUAUGAGAGUCAUCUACGAGUAGCAUCAUCAUCUGUGGCCAACAUUGACGAGUGGAAAUGGAAGCUUAGCUUAUUGUUACGCGGCGAGGACCAAGAAGUUGUAUCUAGAGAUAAAAGAGAUAGGCGAGAUUAUGAGCAAAUAUCUAAUCUUGCUAAAAGAAUGGGCCUGUACAGUGAAAUUUACGGGAAAGUAGUAGUCGUAAGCAAAGUUCCUCUCCCCAACUAUAGACCAGAUCUUGAUGAUAAGCGGCCCCAAAGAGAGGUUGUCAUCCCACUAAGUUUACAAAGAAGAGUGGAAGGCUUGCUUCAGGAACAUCUGGACCGGAUCCAGCUUACUUGUGGGAAGUCAGAUGGUAAACCUAGUGAAAGUGCAUCCACUGAUAAGGUUGAAAAUGUAUCCAUGGAUGAAAAUCUGGAUUCUUUCUUAGAUGACUCUGUUAUGGAGAAGGUUCUUCAGAGGCGAAGCUUGCGCAUGCGCAAUUUGCAGAGAGCAUGGCAGGAGUCACCCGAAGGCCAAGAAAUGAUGGGUUUUCGAAAAUCUCUUCCAUCAUAUAAGGAGAAAGAAAGGAUGCUUCAAGCAAUUGCUUGCAAUCAGGUUGUGGUCAUUUCUGGUGAGACUGGAUGUGGUAAGACUACCCAACUCCCUCAAUACAUAUUGGAAUCUGAAAUUGAAUCUGGUCGUGGUGCAUUCUGUAGCAUAAUUUGUACACAGCCUCGAAGAAUAUCUGCAAUGGCAGUUGCAGAAAGAGUGGCUACAGAGAGGGGUGAACUUCUUGGAGAUUCAGUUGGUUAUAAAGUGCGAUUGGAGGGGGUGAAAGGGAAAAAUACACAUCUUCUCUUUUGCACUAGUGGUGUUUUGCUCCGACGGCUUUUGAGUGACCACAAUCUUGAUGGAAUUACUCAUGUCUUUGUUGAUGAGAUUCAUGAGCGAGGCAUGAAUGAAGACUUCCUAUUGAUUGUGCUGAAGGAUCUUCUUGCAAGACGUCAGGAUUUGAGACUGAUUUUAAUGAGUGCCACUCUUAAUGCUGAUUUAUUUUCUAGUUAUUUUGGAGGAGCACCAACAUUUCACAUUCCAGGCUUCACAUACCCGGUAAGAGUUCAUUUUCUGGAAGAUGUAUUGGAAAUGACUGGGUAUAAGCUGACUUCAUUCAAUCAAAUUGAUGACUAUGGCCAAGAUAAGAUGUGGAAAACACAGAAACAGCUAGCACCUCGUAAAAAGAAAAACCAGAUUACUGGGCUUGUUGAGGAUGCUCUAAAUAGAUCAAACUUUGACAGCUAUAGUGCCAGGGCACGGGAUUCCCUGGCAUGCUGGUCUCCUGAUUCUGUUGGAUUUAAUCUGAUUGAGGCUGUGCUGUGUCAUAUAUGUCGUAAGGAAAGACCAGGAGCUGUGUUAGUAUUCAUGACUGGGUGGGAAGAUAUUAGCUGUUUGAGGGACCAACUUAAAGCUCAUCCCCUAUUGGGCGAUCCCAACAGGGUAUUUGUGCUUCCAUGCCACGGCUCAAUGGCAACCUCAGAGCAGAAACUUAUAUUUGAGAGGCCUCCUCAAAAUGUUCGGAAAAUUGUACUGGCUACAAAUAUGGCCGAGGCAAGUAUUACCAUCAAUGAUAUAGUGUUCGUAGUUGAUUGUGGAAAAGCAAAGGAGACGUCUUAUGAUGCCCUGAAUAAUACACCUUGUUUACUACCAUCAUGGAUAUCUCAAGCCUCUGCUAGACAGAGAAGGGGUAGGGCUGGUCGUGUGCAGCCUGGCGAGUGCUACCACUUAUAUCCACGAUGUGUUUAUGAAGCUUUUGCUGAGUAUCAAUUACCUGAACUUCUAAGAACUCCUCUAAAUUCACUUUGCCUGCAAAUAAAGAGUUUGCAAGUUGGAAUUAUUGCUGAAUUUCUGUCUGCGGCUCUUCAACCACCAGAGCCAUUGGCUGUGCAAAAUGCUAUCGAGUUUUUGAAGAUGAUUGGUGCAUUAGAUGAACACGAAAAUCUUACGCAUCUCGGAAAAUAUUUAUCGGUGCUUCCUGUGGACCCCAAGCUGGGGAAAAUGCUAGUAAUGGGUGCUAUUUUCUGUUGCUUUGAUCCCAUAUUGACCAUUGUUGCUGGCCUCAGUGUCAGGGAUCCUUUUCUUUUGCCUCAGGAUAAGAAGGAUGUAAGUGUACUGCUUUUUGUGGUAAUCUUUGUUUCCAAGGUGUGAUCAACUGUUGUAACUUUUUUUGACUUUUUUUUGACAAACAAAUAGUUAAAUUUAGAAAAGAUUAUAGUUGUUUUGUAAGUGGAGAGCAGAAGCAUCCAGUCCGUAACAGUGCGAAGACCUGCAACAUUCAUUUUCCACGAUCCAGGAGACCUGUUCCG